UAUUGUGUGUUACUCAGGGAGAAGACACUGUCGUCUGCUACGGUCCGAACACUUAACAAGUAAUAUUAGUUGAUAUGCGCGAAUAGCCGGUGGAGUUCAUUCUGUCUAAAUGAGCUGUUGAAGGUGUUGUGCUCGUCGACGCCAUAAUGUCUUCGUCAACUGAAGCUAAAAAAAAUGCUGGUUCAUUGUCGUCAACGGAGUGUCCGGUCUGUAAUCAGCUAGUCGUUUCGGACCUAAUCAAUCAGCAUCUAGAUCGCUGUUUAAAGACGGGAACUUCACAGAAAAAUUCAAAGAGUCCAAAGGACUCUCCUCGAAAGUCACCAUCGAGAAAAAAAAAAACCGGAACAGUCUCCGCCACUAGCAUAUCUCCACCCAACACCCCCAAAGGCUCGUCAACCUCAAAGAGUCUCAACAGCACGACAAUCCACCCAUUUUUUCAAUCUCGAACCCAGAAGAAAGAUACCCGUAUAUCUUGGACGUCUUCCUCCGCAAAGAAAUUUCGAACAGACAUUAUAGACUUAGAAGACGACUCUGGCUCACCAAAAGACGACAUUGUCAAAUUUGAGGAAGGAUCUAUAAAUGAUCGAGCGGAAUCGAAAAAAAACAAAUUCGGUCAAGCUGGCACAUCAUCAAGCUUCGUGAACGGAAUGUCGUGUCCUGACUCAGCCGCUGUGCUGAGCAGAUCGUCAAUAGGUGACAAACAAACAAAGGAUACUAAGUUCAAACCAUUAGCUGAGGUUAUGCGUCCGACGAGACUUGAUGGCUAUGUAGGUCAAGAUGACGUUGUAGGAGAAAAGACUCUUCUACGGAAACUUAUUAACAGCGAGUACAUGCCAUCUAUUAUUCUUUGGGGACCACCAGGCUGCGGCAAGACAACACUGGCGCAUAUAAUUGCGAGUCACAGCCGGGAGCGCGGCACAAAAUUUGUGACACUCUCUGCAGUGGCUUCCGGAACCAAAGAUGUAAAGGACAUCGUAAGCAAAGCCCAGACUGAUCAGAAAAUGUUUCAAGCUAAAACGAUUCUAUUUCUCGACGAGAUCCAUCGAUUUAAUAAGGCCCAACAGGACGUUUUCUUACCUUUUGUAGAGAAAGGCAUUAUCACGCUAAUAGGUGCAACCACCGAAAAUCCGUCAUUCUCACUUAACUCUGCACUCCUUUCAAGAUGUAAAACGAUCGUGUUGGAGAAGCUGUCAUCAGAAAAUAUUAAAACAAUUGUGCUUCGUGCGCUAGAAUUUCUCGAAGUCAACAUCAUUCAGGAUAACAAAGAGACCGCCAGCGUAAAAGGUGGCUUAUCAAUUACUCAGUCCGCUAUUGACUUCGUAGUGGCUGUCAGUGAUGGUGAUUGUCGCACUGCAUUAAAUUCGCUUCAGACAGCUGUCGACGGAUUUCGUGACGUCGCAGAUUACGUUAUCACGAAAGAAGAUAUUAAAAGCAGUCUUAAAAAAACACACUUUCUUUACGAUAGAAAAGGCGAUAUGCAUUAUGACACAAUAUCGGCGUUCCAUAAAUCGAUGCGAUUUGGAAAAGAAAACGCAGCUUUGUACUACCUCGCUAGAAUGCUAAACGGCGGCGAAGAUCCUCGUUUUAUAGCCAGGAGACUCAUGGUAUUUGCAUCAGAAGACAUCGGUUUAGCCGACCCAACAAUGUUAAGCCUGGCUGCCGCAACACACCAAUCCUGCGAAAAAAUUGGAAUGCCUGAAUGCAGGAUCAUGCUUUCGCAUUGCACAGUGCAGUUCGCACGCGCACCGAAGUCGCGCGAGACCUACGAUGCCUAUGGCCGGGCAGAAAUUUUCGUCAGAGAAUUCGAAGGGCCACACCCUGCGAUCCCUUUAUCAAUACGGAAUGCUCCAACAAAGCUAAUGAGGGAACUUGGCUAUGCAAAAGGCGAGUACGGAUCCUGUAUGCCCGAAGGAAUGGAACAUAUCGACUUUUUCAAAGGACCCCCUCCGGCGCACCAUAAAUAGAUGUAGGUUACACUUUUGCUAGAAUAGCUUGAGGCUCGAUCGAGCAAACGAGGUGUCUGCUAAAAACUAGAGCAUACAUUUUAACCACGCCGGCAGGAUGUGUGCACCAAAGUGAAUGAUUGAAUAAUAUGCUGUGUCUUGGAUCCGUUUAAAUAAUGCUCUUCGACAAAAAUCUUUUUUGUUGCAUCGCAAAAAUGGCCAGAAUAAUUUUUCGGGCCAAAGACGGUAUCCCUGUGUGCGUGUACAGAUCAGACCGGUGGUCACGAUCGUGGCACUUCAAGCUGAACAUAUCCAGCCGCUUUUAUGCUCAGAAUUUUUCGUGUACUUUUUGUGCAUUUCCUAGAUGUUAUCCAAUCUUAGAUAUUUAAAUGUAUUAUUAAAGUUAUAUAUUUUACUUAUUAUUCCAUUUUAAGUACACUUUUAUAUACGUACAUAAGUUGUCGGCAAAGCCGAGUAAAAAAUGAAUAGUAUUAUCAACAAAAGCUUAAAUGGGUAAUCCUCUGUUUUUUUACCAUUGAAGUAAUCUUAAGGCAAAUGUAAAAUAUAGCAUUAUUUGAGGUUAUGUUACUACUAACUAGCUUGUAUAUGCAAAAAUAUGAAUAGAAUGAUUAAUACAUUUAGACUAAAAUAAAACUGCUUUAAAUGAAAAUCAAGCUGAAGCUGGUAUUUUAUUUACAUACU
Molecule: messenger RNA, 2645 nt
Organism: Varroa destructor (honeybee mite)
Lineage: Eukaryota; Metazoa; Arthropoda; Arachnida; Mesostigmata; Varroidae
Product: ATPase WRNIP1-like
Biological process (GO): DNA synthesis involved in DNA repair; DNA repair; DNA-templated DNA replication
Cellular component (GO): nucleus
Molecular function (GO): DNA binding; ATP hydrolysis activity; enzyme activator activity
Source: RefSeq, a predicted model, not a curated record